Molecule: messenger RNA, 6008 nt
Organism: Podarcis lilfordi (Lilford's wall lizard)
Lineage: Eukaryota; Metazoa; Chordata; Lepidosauria; Squamata; Lacertidae
Source: the annotation of a GenBank genome assembly
ACAGUAUCUCGCAGCAGAGCUCGGGGAAGCACCUCGAAGCGGAAAUUCCGAUUAUGCAGAGUGCAAUGUUUUUGGCUCUCCAGCACAACUGCAGCCCAAUGGAGAGGAGCGCCAGCAACUGCCAGAGCAAAGAAGAGAAAAAGGGGAAGAUGAAGAGAACCAUGUAAGUUAAAAGGCAAAAAUCCAAUGGGUGACCAUUAGAAAGGCAGAUUCUCUUUUAGGGAGAAGGGGCUACUUGUAAACCACAUUUCUUUUUUUGGAUCGGAAUGUUUCGUGCUGGAGCAAAGUUCUGCUCUUAAUGCUGGAGGUGGUAAAAGGGAUUCCCCCCGCGGAUGCUGUGCAUGCUUUUCUUCUGGUUUCGUUUUAUUUUCUUUUGUUUUUUGGUCGCAAGUUUAGGGAGUUAGGCGGAGCGGUUUUGGGUGAAGGGUUCUGUGCAGCUCAGAGGCUUGCACUGUCCGGCACCGGCGGAGCGUAGGCUAAGGCUUGCAGGUGUGAUUGAUUUUUGGGACAGGCAUGAAACAGUUCUGCAAAGGACCGUUAGGAAUGUCCUAGAGUGCUCUCUUACAGUUCAGCCUUAAGUUUCCUUACUGUUCUCAGCGAGGCUUAAUAGAAAACGUGUGUAGGGUGGCAGGAGUUUGCAGCGCCCCACAAGCUCCCAGGAAUUGCGGCUAAUACUCUUCCUAUGGGAAUGACUGGGUCUUAAAACUGCUUCGCUGUGCCUGGAUCGUCCUUCAUUCCAAGCCGUGUUGCGUUUCAGUCUUAACAAAGCGUGUUUUUGCAUGCACUUAAGCACCCAAGCUUCCCAUUGCCUCGGGAGUUUUGUAUUCCGGAUGGGAAAAGAAUCUCUUUGUGAAGUCUGAUCCGCAAACAUUCUGAAUGAAGAACUGAGAACUGGCGCGUAUGAGAGGCGAUCUAUCCUUUCAAAAGGGUCUUUCCAUUUGUUUUAGCGUGAGGAGGAAGUAUGCAAUUAAAGCAAAAGGCAGCUGAUGUUCGAAGCCUUGUGCUUUUUUUAAAAAAAACAAAAGUCACUAUUGUCUUCCAAAUAUUGUAGAGCAUGCCUGUUGAUCAAAAUCGAAAAACCUGUAAAUGGUAUCUGCUGCUUGGCAUGGUUUCAAAUGCAUUCUGGCUACAGGAUAGAGUUGCCAAGGUUGGCUUGGCUGUCCAUCUUCUGCAGAAUCAAUCGGGAUAUUUUGCAGUAUUGUACUAAUAUUAGAUCGGCUGCAGCAUGCAGAUAUUUUAUGGUACUGUAUUGAAAGCCCGAGUGAUAUUUCCAGAUACCAGGAAAGCGAGAUUCAGAACCUGAUCCAUUGUGUGUCCUCUUGUUAGGGUUAGUGGAAUUUACUACCAAGGAAGCAUGCAUAAGAUUCAUUUUACCAUUUGUCCUGCCAUUCUACUAACAGGGAGUCUGCAACUUAAUUCUCACAAGUCUAGCAUUUUGUGUGAAGGGAAAGAGGCAUGAGCAAGUAAUUUAAAAAAAAAAUAAUGAUUGCAUUGAACUCCCUAUUCUCAGAAUUUAUCUCUGAUCCUGCUGAAAUUGUUCUCGGUAAUUGGUCCUUGUUGUCUUGCAGAUGCAUUCAGCAAAUAAUGAAUAUGCAAGAACUAACUUGCAUGUGCUUUAAUGGGCCACCAGGGCUGAAGCAUAAUGCUUUUCAGUGAAAGUCUGUACAGAGAUAAAAGAAGUUAUUGGGCAUAAAUCGGGUGCUAGAUUAAAAUCUGGGAAUUUUGUUAAGCAAACAGAACUCAGUUUAUGUUAAUCAGCUGCAGAUUCAGACUUCUUUGCACUUUAAAAUCAAAGGGUACAGUUAGUUGAACUUGAUUUUUCUUUGUUUUCUUUUAGCAUGAAAGAUUGGAAAUCACGGCUGAGUUACUUCCUGCAGAACUCUUCCAGUUCUACCACUGCAAAGGCCAACAAGAAAGGGCAGCAAAAGGCAUUUCUUAGGUAUGCAUCUCACUUUUUCUCACCAGUGGAUAUUUUCAUUAUUUUUAAAAAUCUAUGCAAUAGGCAACCAAAGCAGUAAUAAUAAUCGUCCUAUUUUUCUCCUGUUUCUUCCAGGCCGUCUCCCGAGGAAGCCCAGCUAUGGUCGGAAGCAUUUGAUGAGCUGCUCGCUAACAAAUGUAAGUUCAUUUAAUGAGCAAGACAUUAACAGACAAGAAUAGUGGCUCCUUUUGUGAGGGUUCUCCUGGAAAAGAUGCUUUGCAAGAUAGGAAUUAGCUGUUCCCAUGGGCGUUUGUGGCUGCUUUGGGACCCAUAUUCAUAGAAAGCAUGAUUCUUUCCAGGCAUAACUCCACAGCGCUUCCCAUGGCAAGAGCUCUCCUGUUUUGCAGUUCCAUAACUAGCCUGUAUUUUUAGCUGGCCUAGCAUUCCUUUGGAACUAUGUAGGCUGGAGAAUAGACAUCUGCAGUGAAGAGAGCAGUUUCUUCCUGCACGUGGCAAGGCGGUGUGCUGAGCGGUGCUUGCACGCUGUAGGAAAAGUCUCGUUUAAAAGCCCUGCAAUUGAUCACACUAUGGGACAGUAAAGCAGUUGUGCGCAGAUUGUAGUGCACAGAUUCAGGCUCCACUAACCCUUAGUCUUGCACAUGCCGUGCAGAACAGCUGGGUGCUGUUAAAAAUCCAUUCUUGUAAUCUCCCGUGUACUUCUCUGGCUGAUUGCGAAAUGCCUUGAUGGGUGAUCCAGGUUUUUCCAAUAGGCACCUGCCAAGUAGCUGAUUAUUAUGGGGUGCCAACUGCCCUCCAACUUCAGUUAGUGUCCAUUACUGUUUGGACUUUCUGCGCCAUAUGCAGAUGUAGCACCACUGGCUUAAAAUGUAGCCUUUUCCACUAGAGCGCUGCAUUUAAAAAAGAGUCUCCGGGCUGCAAGGUGCCCAAUAUUCGUUCAGUUCAAAGCUCCUGCAAUAUUUAGGAGCCUUUAAUCGAUUUCGGUCAACUUUGGCUAAGGUCUCCUGCAGACAGUGCACUCUGAUGCCUGUAUCGUUGGUUAUAAUGAGUAAGAAACGCACCUGCCUUGUGCCUUGCUCUGAUGCACAUUUCUCAUUAAUAAGAUCCAUUUUUUGAUCUGUUCCUCUAUGAGCUCCUGUAUGGGAGCUCAGUUCACUCUGCAGCUAUGCCUUUACUUGCUAAGCUAAUGAAAAAAUGCAGACUUCUCAUUAGUUAUAUGGCAUUUGCUGCCAAGUGGACUCUUGAGUCAGCCUUUCCAUUGCAGAUACCUUCCAGAAGUUCCAUAAACAUCUAAAGAUUAAUACACAAUUUCAAAACGGCAGGAGAGAAAUUGUAGAAUGUUUUCCCUGCUUUCACUUUCAAGGCUUCUUGGAAAAGAACACAAGUUGCUUGAAAAAAUACAAUACAGAAUGUAAAAUUGACUGGUCACUUUAGAUUCCUCAUACUCUGGGUUUUUUUGUUUUUUUUAAGUGGGGGCGAGUUUUGGUACUUUUUAUUUAAAUGAUCCGAGGAAGUUGCAGAGUGAACAAGAGAGACGUAAUGCAUAUAUACACACAGCAUUCCUGGGAUGUUUUGAGCUAAUCCAUCUCUUUCACCUUCCUUUGUAGAUGGUCUGGCAGCGUUCAGAGCAUUCUUGAAAUCUGAGUUUUGUGAAGAGAACAUUGACUUCUGGCUGGCUUGUGAGGAUUUCAAGAAAACGAAGUCCCCACAGAAAAUGACUGCCAAGGCUAAGAAGAUUUACAGUGACUUUAUUGAAAAGGAAGCUCCCAAAGAGGUAAGCAAAACUUCCCAAGUUAUUUAUUUUUUUCACUCUCUCAUCACUUUCUAUUCCUUUCAGUGGCAUCAUUAGAAUUAGGAAUACUUAUUCCCAGGCUCAUUUGCUAGCCAUUUGACAUUUGUAAUUUACUCCCAGGAAAGAAAUCCACUUGAAAAACAACUGUAUCAUAACUGAGAAUCCACAAGAAAGUUUAGUCUUUAUAGCAUCCUUCCUCAAUAUGGUGGCUUCCAGAUAUUUUGGACUACAACUACCAAAAUACCUAAUUAUUGGGCAGGCUGGCUGGGGCUGAUGAGGUCUGAAGUCUAAAGUAUCUAGAGAACACCAGCUUGUGGGAAGGCUACUCUAUAAAUGCCUGCUCCAGAACUCUUAUUUAAAUCCAUACAGAUCUGGCAGUUCUGAUAUAUUGGUUUCCGUGUACAAUUCUCCUAGGGUUUUAGUCCAGAGUUCACAAUUGAAAGAAAAAUGCAACUUAAAAUAGGCCCUACAUGAUCUUAGGCUGUGAGAAGUGGACAUCACAUUCUCAUUAAGGUGAAGGCUAUGGGAAACUUAACACCAAAGGAUCUCCCAUACAUCCAAUUUUUAGGUAGCAUUUAAUAUAAGUAGCUGCAUACCACAACAAGGGACUUUACUGCAGAGUCUGUACACAGCAAAGCAUCAUGUUACACGACUGGUGCAAAGUAUUUUACUAGUAGAAAAAAGAGUAGCAUCAUUUACCCAGUUAAAAUCCCACUGGUAUUAAAACCACCGGCCCUAAUCUUGGCUACCAUGAGUCUGGUGGCUUUUUAGCUCCCCUUAAUCUGUACCAAAGGAAAAAUGCCACCACUCACAAGCUAUAUUCAUUCUACCGGUGUUCACAGUACAGAGGGAUAGGAGAAUUCUGCUCAUCCACAAAUUGCUUGGCCUUCUUGUGGAAAUAUAUGAGCAUGCUGGAACACAGUUCCUUGUUGCAAGAGGGGGUGCAAUGACUUUUGGCUUUGAUGACCUGCAAACAGUUAGGCCUAUAUGCAUUCCUGAAUUUCUCUGUCAGUUGCCAUUUGUCACAGCAGUUGAAUGCAGCCUCCAAAUUUAGAGGCAGUUUACCUGAGAUUAUUAGAUCCUGGGAGUAAGCAGCAGGUGAAGGUCACUCAUCUUUGGGAAUGUCUCAAGGCAGCUGGCUAGCCACUGUUGAGCAGAGGUUUAGGUUAAAUGAUUCCUUGGGUCUGAUCCGGAAUGGGCAAUUCAUGUUCUUUCUUUCCUUUAAUUUCAGAUCAACAUAGACUUUCAGACCAAAAAUACCAUUGCUCAGAACCUCCAAGAGGCUACAGACACUUGCUUCAGCACAGCCCAGAAGAGAGUCUAUAGCUUGAUGGAGAAUAAUGCCUAUCCACGGUUCCUGGAGUCUGAGUUUUACCAGGAGUUGUGUAAAAUGCCAAUCCAUAAGGAGCCUCAGGCGACAUGAACUCCAAGUCCGGGAGGGAAGAGGAAGCAAAACGGAAAAGAGUGCCAUUUUUUUUCCGUUAAGGAGGAAGCCCAUGUCUUUGCAGGCUGGAUGGACUGAAAUGAACUGACUGUGCAGGAGAUCUGCCCAAAUGUAACUUAUAUGUUUCCACGGAGGAUGGGCAUAUAUUGACUCUGGCAGUUCUCAGAUUACAGCACGCUGCAAUAAUAUAGUCCACAAGGAAAACCCAAGUGAAACUGCUGGCCAGUUACUAGGGAAAAUUCAUUAAAAAGAUGCUGUUGGCAAGGAGCGUCUUACGCAUUUUGGGUCAUCCAGAUCCAUCUAUCAACAUGGAUGCGUUGACACUCUUAAGCCAGAUAAGAUCAGCCUCCCUUGCUAAAAUAAAUAAGCUCUGGAGUAGCUCUGCGCAGACCAACUUUUUCUGGGACAUAGAAAAUGCUUUGAAUAUUUCGCUGUCUCUACUUUUCCUAAACAACUGGCAGCAUAUAAUAAUUUAUAGGGUUCCUCAUGCGGGUUCCCUACAGAGCUUGCAUCUCUGCACAGAUGUGCGACUGCUCAACAUAAAUUCUGACGUUAACUGUUAACAUUUCAUGCAGAGAUGACUGACUUAAAACAGAGCAUGCUGACUGGCUGGUUAACUGGGGUCAAAGUUUGCCUGCAUGAAGGUGCAGAUGGAGCAGAACUUAGCCCAGACUUAAAAUAACAGCUGUAGAUAUAUGUAUGUGUGUGUAGGUAGACUCUGGUUGUGUUGAACACUCCUACCCAUGCUGAAAGUACUGACUUGAGGACAAACUUCAGUGAAGUUGUCCUUUUGAAGAGCAGAUAUGUUUUAAUAAAUUAUUUUUAUUUUACUAGAA